Molecule: messenger RNA, 1392 nt
Organism: Megachile rotundata (alfalfa leafcutting bee)
Lineage: Eukaryota; Metazoa; Arthropoda; Insecta; Hymenoptera; Megachilidae
Source: RefSeq, a predicted model, not a curated record
AAAAAAAUAAGGAAGUUAAAACUGAUAAAGAUCAGAAACGUGACCGAAGCUGUCAAAAUGUAAAAGUAAUUGUUCAGCACGUGCUGACCGUUCACGUAUAAUCUUAUAUCUGAAUGUUUAUCUCUCUCUCUAUAACGCCGACCACUUAGCUAGGAUUUUCAUCGAAAAUUUUACUCGGCAACUUGCAGUGUAACAUUCUGUUUAGCGACGAACAAUGGGGAAGAAAAAGCACAUCGAUGAACUUCAACCAGCCACAGUCGACGAGCAUUUCAAACUGCUCGUAGAAGACAGGACAACAAUCAGUCCCGAAUUCGUGAAAGUUACACCCGACGACUUACCAGAAUGGUACGACGAAAGAUUGUUCAAAUUAGGACAGGAGUAUUACAUGGACAACUUGCUAGGAUUCGGAACUGCACAUUUGGCAGGCCUAUUGGCCAUAUUGGCUGUUCCAGAUAUAUUGGAGAUGCUCCUAUUCACGAAGAAGAACAGCACGGUCUGCCUAGCGUACAGACGCUUCUCGGAGACGCUGUUACUCAUGUACCAGUUGCAUCGUGUCGACAUACUCGACCCGAAUUCAAAGUGGUUCAAGGCGUUGAACGUGAUUCGAUGGAAGCACGCGAACACCAGCAAGAGACGACUCCGGCAGGGUCUUCAUGGAAUAUACCAAAAGGACAUGGGUAUCACACAGUUCGGCUUCAUAGGAUACGUGUUGGUGUGCACACGGUUUAUGGGCUUGGAUCAUGGCACGCAGGAGCAGCGAAUGGGAUACAAUCAUUUUUGGCGCGUCAUGGGUCACCUGUUGGACAUUGACGAUCGGAUAAAUAUCUGUAGAAAAACGGUAUCAGAGACGACGGAGCUAUGUAGAAGGAUCGCGGACGAAAUAAUCGCGAAACACAUGGACAAUGCGGAUCCCGAUUUUCUGCAACUGGCGUCGAAUGCAAUAAAUGGCAUGUGGUAUGUGGAUGUCGGGAUAAACGAAACGGCUUUCCUCGAUAUCACGUACAAAAUGACAGGAUUGAAAUAUAAAAAGCCGCAUACGUGGUACUCUUAUUUGAAUGUAAAGCAACGAGAAUUUACGUUAUACUUGUGCAAUUUUCCUUACAUCGGAAAAGUGAUACGAGACAUUUUUAAUUACAUAUUAAUGACAUCUUACUGGAUGCUCGAGCACUACCCUAUAAUACCUACAAUAGCAUUCGGCAAAAAGAAUGCGCAGAUUUGUCCAUAUUCACAAAUGACAUAACAAAAACUCUGAAUUUAAUUUCAAAUUGUAGUUAUUUUAUUCUAAUUAAAUCAAGGUUAUCGAAACAAUCGAUAAAACGAAAGUGAACACGUGUAAAAUUUUCAAUUCAUUCGAAUUAUGAAUAUAUUACGAAUAAAAUUGCAUUAAUUAUU